Molecule: messenger RNA, 1206 nt
Organism: Penicilliopsis zonata CBS 506.65
Lineage: Eukaryota; Fungi; Ascomycota; Eurotiomycetes; Eurotiales; Aspergillaceae
Exons: 3
Coding region: 189-1121 (310 amino acids)
Source: RefSeq, a predicted model, not a curated record
GUCGGGGUUACAAUUGUUACUUCGUCUGAUGACUUUGAUAGUAUUACAAACAUGGAUUCAGAUGCUAUAAGUAGUCAAGGUGUUCAGAUGGUUUUUGAGUGCAUCAACCUAAGCAACUAGUUACAACCACUACUACUACUACAAUCACCACCACCACCACCACCACAACCACUACUACUACUGUCAUCAUGUCUGGUACUAUCGUUGUAUUCGGCGCAACAGGCAAACAAGGCGGUUCCGUCGUUGAAAGCCUGCUACAGACUACAUUCCACGUCAAAGCCAUCACGCGCAAUCCGGCCUCGAAGAACGCACAAGCCUUGUCUUCGAAGGGUGUGGAAGUGGUUCAGGCCGACUUGAAUGAUAGCGAGUCACUCCGUACAGCUAUUCGCGGCGCGUAUGGGGUAUACGCCGUGACGAACUUCUGGGAGCAUCUGGAUGGCCAGAAGGAGAUCGAGCAGGGGAAGAGGAUUGCCGAUAUCUGCGUCGAAGAGGGUGUUCAGCAUUUGGUCUGGAGUAGUUUGUUGAACGUCACCAAGCUUACCAAUGGCGUUUUAUCCCACGUUUACCACUUUGAUAGUAAAGCCGAGGUGGAAGAGUAUAUCCGCACGCUCGAUAUAAAGGCCACCUUCUUCCUCCCGGGAUUCUACAUGUCGAACAUUGCGGGUAUGAAUCUUCGCCAGGCGCCCGACGGAAGUGGGACACGCAUCCUCGCCCUGCCCAUCUUGGAGACUGCGCCGAUCCCGCUGUUCGCGUCGGAGAACGAUACGGGCAAGUUCGUCAAGGCGAUCUUCCUUAAGAGAGAGGAGACGCUGGGGAAACGCAUCUACGGGGCUACCGCGUACACCACCCCGAUCGAGAUUGUGCAGGUCCUCAGGGAGGAGUCUUCUGGAGCUGGCCAAGACGUUGUCUACUCCCAACUGCCGCAUGAUGUGUUCAAGGGUGCUCUUGGGUCGCUGGGGAUGCCUGAGCCGGUCCAGGAGGAGCUGUUGCAGAAUAUGCGUCUCAUGGCUGAGUUUGGGUAUUAUGGUGGCGACUCGCUCGGGGCCAGCAUCGCCAUCGUCGAUGAGCCGUUGACUACUUGGAGGGAAUAUGUUAGAGCGUCUCCUGCUUUGAAGGCUUAGCCAGGUAGAUGCUCUGAAAGAGGUGGGAAUGUCUAGAUACUGAGUAGUUUAUUUAUAGAUUCGUCAAAGCUGAAUGCAAAGUCUU